Molecule: messenger RNA, 1424 nt
Organism: Belonocnema kinseyi
Lineage: Eukaryota; Metazoa; Arthropoda; Insecta; Hymenoptera; Cynipidae
Exons: 9
Coding region: 69-1376 (435 amino acids)
Source: RefSeq, a predicted model, not a curated record
UCUGGUAGUAUCAGAGUGACAGUUGACACAGAAGCUUUAUUUUUCAUGUGAAAGUUUUAAUAGAAAAAAUGAAAGACUUAAAAAAUAUUUUUACCUUUUCGGUUCUACUUUUGGUUUCGUUUGGAAGAUAUACAACAGCAAAACAGGAAUAUUAUAGGAUUUUGGCAAUUAACGAAGGAGAUGCUCUCGAAAUAUCUUGCAUCAUUAAAGAUCCGAUCAAAUUUUUAUAUCCAAGUAGCUCAGACCUAGGUCACCCACAGCUAAUCACGUCAAACUUUACAAUUUCACGAGAGGAAUAUGAUUCCGGUGAUAUAAAACAUGUUUUUCGACGUUCAAAAGCAAUUCAUGGUGAUACUGGUUUUUACGGAUGUUUAAAUAUUAAAGACGUGAGGAAUCAGAAGUUUGUGAAACGCAGACCGUUCAACUUGACCUAUGUUUAUGUGCAGUCCAAAAAACAUGCAUUUGUUGAAGAACUAGCUCUCAGCAUUCAUUACGGUGCCGAGGGAUCAGAUCUACAUAUAAAUUGCAGACCAACUUCACCAGAUUUGCAUGUUGAACUUGAUCAUUAUUAUCGCGGCAAUCGUACAGUGCUGACGUCUGAUAAAAGUGUAACAUUUAAUCCAACGUAUGGAUUUGAAUUAAAAAAUGCUACGGCUUUAAGAAACGACGGUCUGUAUGUUUGCAAAACAAUUAACAAAGAAGGACGACCACAGGAACUCCAGCAUUUGUAUAAAAUUAACAAAAGAACAAAAAUCAACGAACCAAAAAUUGGAAAAGAAGAAGCCGAUCGUCAUAUUGUACGGGGACAGACCUUACGCCUGAAAUGUUACAUAAUGGUCACAAAUGUAACGAACUAUGGCGUAAAUUGGGAAUCACCAAUGAACAACCGAUCUAGUCAAGUAGUCAGUUCUCUGCAAAUGGACUCAAAUAAACUUCUGAUUCAAAGUCAAAUAACAAAAACAUAUGUAGACGAUUUUGACGAAGGGUAUUAUAGAUGUUUGUUCAUGAAUUAUGAUACGAAUAUAACAAAAUCUGACGAAACAUACAUAAAAAUUUAUGAUCCAAGUUUUAAAUACAUGAAUUUAACAUUUGAACGAACAGAUGAGACUUUUGUAAGAUAUCCAGGAGAUCAAAUACUUUGGUUUGUCGAAUUUGAUGCCUACCCAGAAGCUACAAUUAAAUGGCUUAAUUCUUCAGGAAAGGAUAUUGUGCAGUCAGAAAAAUUCAAACUGUUUAAUUUAGCACCAACCAUUGGUUUGCUGAUUAAAAAUAUCAGUUUUAAUGACGCAGGUGUGUAUUCUCUCGAAGCUUCCAACAAAGCUGUAAAGAAAAUAUUAAAAUUUAGGUUGGAAGUUAACAAAUUACAGUCCGCUUAAUGUAUACUGUAAUUUAAAAUCAUUUUCAAAAUAAAAUUUAACAAUAUU